UUUUUUUUUUUUUUGUCUCUUACGCCAAGUCGGUUACGUUACGUACAUCUUAUUGCAUCCUUGCACGAUCACGACUCCAGAGGCUACUUGAUUUCGUCAAUUCUCACCUCAAUGUCCACUACAACUUGAUUUGUUGACCGCACCCACUUCCACCUUCCACCUUCCUGUUUCCUGUUUCCUGUUUCCUGUUUCGCAGUGAACAUGGCCAGAACUUAUGCAGACGUAAAUGAUGCUUUGGGGCGUCAAUGGUACGAUUAUGAAAAUUUUACUAUUGAGUGGAGCUCUCCAGAGCGUUAUGAAAUCAUUGACCGCAUAGGAGGGGGGAAGUACUCUGAGGUCUUCAAGGGCAUUGAUAUGGUGAAUUCGGACAUAUGCGUAAUCAAAGUUCUCAAACCAGUGGUCGAUAAGAAAAUCAAGCGUGAAGUGAAGAUCUUGAGGAACCUUACUGGGGGACCCAACAUAAUUGCCUUGCUCGACGUCGUUCAAGACCAGACAGGCCGAUACCACAGUUUGGUCAUGGAAUAUAUAGAGAAUGUGGAGUGGAAAGCAGCCCUUAUCCUCUUCACGGAAGUCGACAUUAAGUAUUAUAUCUUCCAACUUCUGAAGGCAUUGGAUUUUGUUCAUUCCCGCGGUGUCAUGCACCGUGACGUGAAACCAGGAAAUGUCAUGAUCGAUCAUCGAUGCCGCAAGUUGCGGCUUAUUGACUGGGGGUUGGCCGAGUUCUAUCAUCCCGACAUUGCAUACCAUAUCCGUGUUGGAUCUCGAUACUACAAGGCCCCCGAGUUGCUUGUUGGAUACAAGAUGUACGACUAUAGUCUUGAUAUAUGGAGUGUGGGAUGUAUGUUUGCAUCAAUGUUGUUUAAAAGGGAGCACUUCUUCCGUGGUUCAGACAAUGACGACCAACUACUACGAAUAUUAAGGGUCCUCGGAACAAAUUCCUUCGAUUCCUAUUUGAAGGUGUACGAUAUCACGUUUAAGUCUUGCCACGAGGCUCUCCUGCAGGAGUAUCCGAAGCAGCCAUGGACACGUUUCACUGCCCCGGAUUAUCGACACCGUGACCUAGCUACAACCGAGGCCUUGGAUUUACUGGAGAAAAUGCUUCGAUAUGAUCACCGCCAACGGUUAACAGCGCGAGAAGCUCAAAGCCACGCGUAUUUUAACGUGGUCAGGUUAGAAGGGGCAUCUCACAAGGGAGGCCUCGGGGAGUAUGUAAGUGAUUCUGGCUUCUGCUCUAUGUAAGAGGCUGGGGGUCCUCGGUUGAGUCGAGAUAGGUGCAUUGGGGAUCUGUAUGAUCGCAGGUGUACUGUAAUAGUAUUUGUGAAACGCGGGUGAUAUCCAAGAUUGGCAGUGUUGUCAUAUUCACGGAACACAUCAGGGAUAUCCAUGAUCAUCGG
Pisolithus orientalis is the source of this 1394-nucleotide messenger RNA. RefSeq names its product kinase-like domain-containing protein. The transcript has 8 exons. Gene Ontology annotation, cellular component: nucleus; protein kinase CK2 complex; cytosol. Bases 202 to 1239 code for a protein of 345 amino acids. NCBI's taxonomy places the organism in Eukaryota, Fungi, Basidiomycota, Agaricomycetes, Boletales, Pisolithaceae. Gene Ontology annotation, molecular function: protein serine/threonine kinase activity; ATP binding. The record is from RefSeq and is a predicted model, not a curated record. Gene Ontology annotation, biological process: protein phosphorylation.